Messenger RNA from Globicephala melas (long-finned pilot whale), 3858 nucleotides. RefSeq names its product Myb related transcription factor, partner of profilin (gene MYPOP). Gene Ontology annotation, biological process: regulation of transcription by RNA polymerase II. Gene Ontology annotation, molecular function: RNA polymerase II cis-regulatory region sequence-specific DNA binding; DNA-binding transcription factor activity, RNA polymerase II-specific. The record is from RefSeq and is a predicted model, not a curated record. Lineage: Eukaryota; Metazoa; Chordata; Mammalia; Artiodactyla; Delphinidae. Gene Ontology annotation, cellular component: nucleus.
GGAGAAAGCCGGCAGGGGGAGGGAAGAGGCCGCAGAAGCCCGAGUCUUGACCGACGGGCAGGCGGGGGCUGCGGCGGCGCCGCGCCGGCGCCCCCCAUGCGCCAGGCGGCCGGACGGCGGCGUCGGGGGGCGCCAUGGCCUCGGCGGCGGCGGGCGAAGCGGAAGAGACCACCCGGCUGCGCAAGCCGCGUUUCUCGUUCGAAGAGAACCAGAUCCUGAUCCGUGAGGUGCGCGCCCACUACCCGCAGCUCUACGGCGCUCAGAGCCGUCGGGUGAGCGUGGCCGAGCGGCGGCGUGUGUGGGACGGCAUUGCCGCCAAGAUCAACGGCAUCACCAGCUGGAAGCGCACUGGCCAGGAGGUGCAGAAGCGCUGGAACGACUUCAAGCGCCGCACCAAGGAGAAGCUGGCUCGCGUGCCGCACUCCACACAGGGCACCGGGCCUGCCGCCGAGGACGCCUUCUCCGCCGAGGAGGAGACCAUUUUUGCCAUCCUGGGGCCGGGUGUGGCGGGGCCAGGAGCUGGUGCAGGGGCAGAGCAGCCCUCCGCGGCCGCCUCUUCACAGCCACCGGCCCCAAGCGCCUGCGCCCAACGCUGUGUGUUGUCUGAGGACCGCAAGGAGGACCGACGGGCAGAUACACCAGUCCACAGCAAGGGGGGCUCGAGCAGCCCGGAGCCUUGGGCCAGACCCUCCUGCAAUCCUCAGGAAGGGGGCUGCCCGGCACCCAAGGAGCGUGAGUCCCCGCCCCCUCCGGCCCUGCAGACCAUCCAGCUGCCCCGCCUGGCCUUGUCUCCACCCCCCCCAGCCCCUCCGCUGCCACCACCCCCCGAGCCACCGCAGCAGGUCCAAGUGGCACCCUCGCCUUCCAGCUCCCCCUCCCCUCCACUGCCUCCACCCUCGGCCCCAGACCCCUCCCUGGACUUCCUGCGGGCCCAGCAGGAGACUGCCAACGCCAUCCGGGAGCUGGCCGGCACCCUUCGCCAGGGACUAGCCCAACUGAGCGAGGCCCUCAGCGCCCUGCUGCCCCUUCUGCCCGGAACCCCCGCUGACCCACUGCCCCCGCCCCCGCCCCCACCUCCACCGCCCAGGCCUGUCUUGUCCCCCCCCUCCCCCAAGGUGGAGGUCACCCCAGAGCCUGUGUCCGUGGUGGCUGCAGUCGUGGACGGGGCUGUGGUGGCAGCCAGGGGGGUGAUCAUUGCCCCUAGGAGCGAGGAGGGGGCCCCCCGGCCGCCGCCCGCCCCACUCCCUCCCCAUGACUCCCCACCACACAAAAGGAGGAAAAGUUUCCCUACACGGAAGAGGCGGGGGCGGUGGAAAUCUCCGUGACAUCUGCCGUGGGGUUCAAGCUUGUCUGCGCACCUUCUGCCUGCACCUCCUCCCCCCAGCUUAGCCCAGUGGAGGAGGGCAAUGCACUUUCCCCAUCCCAGCUGCACCCGGGCUCCCUGCUGCGGGGCACGAGCACCCCACUCCCUGUACUAGUUAGUGCCUGAUUCUGGGGGGCCUCCUUGAUGGGCCCCCCAGCCCUUAUCAGUACAGCGCUGUCUGCCUGGCUGCUUUCCUUAACCCUGACUUCUAAGCCAUGGAUUUUACGUUAUUUAUUAUUGCCCUUCGUGGGUUGCGGAGGGAACCUGCACAUCCCCCUCCCCUAACAGAACUCCUGGCCUUGACUUGAAGACAACUGACCCACUUCCCCUACCCAGACUUUGGAGCGGGUGGGAGUUUCAAGACAAGUCAGAAAAUGGAUGCAGAGGCUAUUGCAGUCUGUACCCUAGGGGCGGGUGGAGUUCUCACUGGUAUAGGUUGAGCCUUCUGCCUCCCGUUGGUCUCUGACCUCCAGAGCUCAACCCCCUCUGUGCUCCCCAGUGGUGACAAGAUAUCAAUAAACUUAUUUUUAAUAUAAUUACUUGGGGCUCUGUCUGAGACAGGCCUGAAGUUCCAACGCCUACACCUGCCUCAUCCCUCCAUGGGCAGGUGACACCCCCUUGAAGUUUUAGAGGCUGGUGGUUUUCCAGACUUUUUUUUUUUUCCUUAAAGCCAUCAAGUCCUGUGUUCAAAUCUUAUUCCUACUUUUUCAUCUUUCGGAUACCACCCUAAAUGUCAUCUCUGGGAGGACAUCCUGGAUUCCUUCCCCCAGGCUAGGGUGGGUCUGCUUCUUAGAUCCUCUCUCAGCAUCCUGUGGUCACUAAGUGAACACAUGCCCUUAUCUAUUUAAAGCCUGCUUCCCGUAUAGUUUCAUGAAGGGAGGAGCUGGUUCUCUUUUUUACUCCCAAACUGGCUGCAGAGCCUGGUAGCAAAGUAGCUAAUAGCCAUCACCCUGGACUCAGACCUGGCUCAACCCCUGGUGCUGCCCUGGCCAGCUGUGUAACUAUGGGCCCCACUGUCCUCAUCUGUAAUACGGGCAUAAAGAUUUAGGUGUCUUUGCUGCCUACAACUACAUUCUCUUCAUCCUUCAGGUCACAGCUCAAAUACCACCUCCUCAGGAAAGCCUUUCCUGACCACCCCCCCCUUUCCCCCAGCAGUUGUGAAAGAAAGGCAGUUAAGUAAUCAUUUGAGUAAAUUUAAAUUGAAUGACCCUCCAUCACCUGGAUGAGCCUUGUCAGGGCAAGGCCUGAGCCUAUCUUAGUCACUGCUGUGUCCUCAGCAUUGCCCAACACAGAAGAAAGGUUGAAUCUUUUAAGUAAUGGGAGCUUAAAAACAACUUUCAUUUAUGGUGCUCCUUUUCUGGGCCAGGUGCCAUGCUAAGAAUUUAUUUGCAUGUUUGCAUUUUAACCUGAAGGUACCCAAUGAAAAGCCGAUUUUAGGGGGUCUCCAUUUUUUCCUGAGAAGUUUAGGGACUUGCCCUAAAUUUGUCAGGGGCCAAUCCAGUCCACCUGAAGCCAGCCUCCGGCCAGAACUCCUGACUCCAACUACUGUUUACUAAAGAAUGGCCCAAAGACAAUUUUAGGCGAUAUGUGGAUGGCCUUUUUAACUGUUCUAUGGUUAUAUGUGUAUGUAGUUUUAUUUUGUAAAAAUGUACCUAGUACAUAAAACCCAUGAUCAUGCACAUAAUACUGCUUAGGAUGAGGCAAAAGUAAAUAGUGUUUGAUUCACAGGAGUCAACUUCAAGAAAAAUGUUAAUAAUACAGGUGGUAAACAAAAUGGUGAAGCUGAGUCUGAAAUUUGGGUAACAUAAAAUCAGACCUGCUAUGGUUGCAGCGGGAUGAGGGAGAGUGGCGGCAGGCAUUCCCUGAUUAGUUUGAAAACUACUAAUGAAUGCAACCCUGGCAAGUCAUUCAAAUAUUUUUGAGCGCUUAACACAGACCCAGGCCUAGAGAGAGGAAGAGGCUGAUGUGGGUUAGAAGCUGGAGACCUGUCUCUCCUCCACAUGCCCCCUCUCCAAGCCUGCCCUGCAGUGUUCCAUCGCCAGGAAGAAAAAAACAUGGGGGUCGCCAAAGCCUGCUUGGGCCUAUCAGGUAGUAAGCACCCAAGGUUGGAGAAAGGUGGUCUGGCUCUCGCUCUCCCCAGAAACUAUGUUGCCAUCUCUGGCCUCCUUUCCGCCCCCCAAAUUGAUGAGCCCUAGAGGGUGUAAGGACCCUCUCACCCGGUGAUCGAAAAGAUCCCCCCGAAAUUGAGGCGGGGGGGGGUUAUGGACAGCCAGCGGGAAUCGGGAAGGCCUCCCCCAACCUCCUAGACAGCGGAAGUGCGUCAGUUUGUUCGCCCCGUAGAGCAUUUUGGGAAUUGUAGUGAAGUUGGGGUGGGGGGGCGGAGAAACUGACAGUGUAACCCCUUGGAGACCAGAGCGCGCCCGCAGAGCUGGAAGAGAGGGGCGCUCGACCACUCCUUUUAACAGAUAAAGCAACUGAGGCUGAGACCGUCAGUC